AAUAUUUAUACAUUUUCUUUAUUUCAGUUACGUUACAGGGGGUGUAUAAUAAUUAAAUGUUGCGUAAUACGCGAAUAAAAAAGUAUUUGUAUUCAUGCGUCUUCUAGAGAGGGUUUUUUAUCACGUUCAGUGAAUAUUUAUGUAACGCUGGAGCGGAGUCAUGGUUUUGUAACGUGCAGGCGUGUGUAUGUAUAACAGACUGCAGGUUUUUGUUUCAGCAUGACUCAGGUACGUAGAUCUGUGUGUGAAGCUCUGUGGGGCAUGUGUGCCGCUGAUGCCAUGUCUAUGCCAGUUCACUGGUACUACAAUGUCCGGGACAUUAAAUCAGAUUUCAGUGGCUGGAUAACAGAUCUUAACGCACCUAAAGGCCGGCAUCCAUCCAGCAUUCUCACCCUAUCCAAUGCAGCUGGCAGUGGGCGCACUGCUUGGUCGUCAGGCAACAGGCCUCCUGUGGUGGGGAGUGUCAUCCUCCAUGACAAACUUCAGUACUGGAAAACCCCUGGUGGCUCCAUACACUACCAUCAAGGUCUGCAAGCCGGAGAGAAUACGCUGAAUUUACACUGCGCUUUAAGAGUAGCUCAGGUUCUCUCUUCAGGGGGCUUUGUCAGUCUUGUAGAACCUGUAGCCAGGGCAACUGUUCUCUCUGACUACGUCCAGUUCUUGACCACCCCAGGCAGCCACAGCGACACUUACGCAGAAUCCUUCCAUCGAUCCUUCUUCUCUGACUGGCAGGAGCUGCGUCCUACCUCCCCUAGUAAGGUUUUGGACUUCGCAGAGAAACGCUACAAGCAGAUGAUGAAUGCAUCGAUUCCAGACAGCCAGCUUAAUGCUAUUGGCUGUCUUCCCAUGUCCAUUCCAUUUGUACUGCUGUCUGCUACAGCCCCUGAAGAUGAAGCGGUGUCUGCUGCAGUAGAGUUUGUAAAGCUCACACAUCCCUACCCAAAGCUGGAAACAUUCGUAGCAGUGUACGCUGGUGCACUCCAUGCCACACUAAAUGGAGCCUGUCUGAAGCAACAGGCUGAGCGGGCUCUCAGAUCUGCUGAACUUGAUGCCUGGGACACCUGCCAACCGUACAUACAGCAGGCAGAAAGGUUUCCAAGUUCCUCAGAUGAGAGACUGAAGGUCCACCAGAAGGCUGUAGAAGCACUUGGACUUGCCUGCUAUACAAAAGGUGCUCUGAGCAGUCUUUUCUAUUUGGCCUAUGUCUUUCACAAUGAUGUGAAGGGGGGAAUCCUGGCUAACACGAACUGUGGAGGUGAGAACUGUAACAGAGGUGCAGCUCUGGGGGCUCUCCUGGGUGCCAGGGCUGGAUAUGCUGGUGAAGCCGUCCCUCAAGCCUGGAAGGAAAAGCUAAGGACAGCAAAGGAGCAAAUUCCUGUUACCUUGAAGAAUCUGCAAUAAUGGCUGAUGCUAAAGGUCUCUCCGUGUUUGUGCAUGCAUUCUCAGUUUUAUACCAGUUACACAGGAAACGGUGCCCACGAGGAUGUGUGGUUUCUAACCUCCACUGUGCCACCUUCAGUUUACAAAUCAAUCCUCUCCUUGCUACAGAAUAUAAAACCAACCAUAUGAAGGGAGAAGCUUCAAAAAAAAUUUUUUGAUAGUUUUGUAGUUUAUUGAACUAUUGGUAAUGAUAAGUCAAAUUAGUGUUGGUGUAAUGCACACAGUAGCAUAAAACCUAAAAUGUGGAACACACUAUUUUCUCAUGCCUUAUUCUUUUGUGUAGCACUUCUAUAAUUUUAUUAUUUAUACAGUUAUAAAUAUUAUAAAUGAUGUGCCUACUUUUAACAUAAGUGAACUGUACUUUUUUCAUAAAAUCCUAAUAAUUUAAAUUUGUAAUUUUGUAUGAAAGACUUCUGUAAAUAAGUACAAUUGAGUAAUCUACACACGACUUUUCCAAGUUCUUCAGUGAGCAUGAGCAGAAAAGCAAUACGGGACAACUUUCCACUCUUUAAACUUCCCCUCUUAAAUUCAGGAUUAUUUUGAUCUUUUACACAAAUAUUUUUGAACAAACGUUGUGAGAUCAUGUCUGUCUCUGUGGAUCAUUAGGUGGCCAUAACUUUGUUGCUUGUUCUGAUUGUCCUUUCUCGGUCCAGCUGUCAAAGUGCCUGUAAAUUUCUAAGUAAACAAACAUGUACUAAGUAAACAAACAUGCUGGAAAGUGCUGGAUGUUAACCUACACAGAUUUCACUUUUGUUUCUUUACAGUAAACUUAGAUUUCUAAUAUUGUUGUGCAGUUAGCAGAAGAAGGUUGCUAUUAGCUAGCAGUUCGUCCUAUGUAGCUUGUUUUAGCACGGUAAACAUGCAGACUACAGACCAAAAUUCUCUUCUCUGAACAGCAAAAGAGCUAGCACUGCGGUUAGCGGCUAAUGCUAAUACUGCUCCAGUCCCGUGCUGGAGAACUAAACUGAAACUCCUGCACUUCAGCGGAGUGGAUGUAUUGCUCCUUACAACCUGACUGGUAAAUUUCGUACAUAAGGCGCACUGACGAUUUUUGGGAAAAUUAAAGGAUUUUAAGUGCACCUUAUUGUGCAAAAAAUAUGGUGAAUAGUUUAUCAGUGGAUUUGUUGGUCUUCUCCACUAAGACAAAAUGUAACAUGCUUUGCAUUAAUGUGUGACAAAUACAUAUUAGGUCAUUGCCGACAUCAUUCUGAAAGGUUGUUUUUGAAUCAUAUGCAUAUAACUAGUGAUGAUUAGAUUAUUUUAUAUGUUAUCUUUUUGUAUAAGAUAUACAGUUCUGGUCACUUUUUAUUUGUAUUUUUAUUUACCUUUGUUAAUUUUAUAUUACAUUUACCAGCUAUUCUGAAUUUUGUUAAUUGUGAGAACAAUUUUAAAAUGACACAUUAUGCUGUACCUGUUGUAACUGUUAAAUACACAUAAUAAAUCAAAAAUAAAUACACUAAAGGAAUUGGCAUUUCUGUGCCUGAAUCCUUGUGUCACUGUAGUUUAGAUUUCUCCUUAUGAAGAUGUUAUUACCUUGGGCCUAGUAUUCAUUUAUUUAUUCAGAUACAGAUUAGAUACAUGUGUAGGCAACAUUGUAUAACUGCUUUGAAUUGCUUUAUAAUUGAGAAGUGUAUUUGUGCUUCAGACACUCCUAAUGGACACACUUUACAUGUGCAUUUCUGGACAGGCUGAGAUUUACAAAAUAGUCACUGGAAGUGAAAUAAUCAUGUGGACUGAGGUAGUAGAGUAAUAUUAUAGAAUUGUGCAUAAAUAAAAAUGCACAGUUACUGAGUUACAGUAUAGAUAGCAACAUUCUGGACCUGAAGUAGCAAGGACAGCAACGCUAUUCUUCCUAUGUUGCAGGUUAAUGGAGCAUCUUAAUGAUUUUAAAGGUGUUGUUUUAAGGUUAAA
Molecule: messenger RNA, 3351 nt
Organism: Astyanax mexicanus (Mexican tetra)
Lineage: Eukaryota; Metazoa; Chordata; Actinopteri; Characiformes; Acestrorhamphidae
Exons: 9
Coding region: 220-1401 (393 amino acids)
Source: RefSeq, a predicted model, not a curated record